Messenger RNA from Elgaria multicarinata webbii, 951 nucleotides. Its product is annotated as olfactory receptor 2A12-like. NCBI's taxonomy places the organism in Eukaryota, Metazoa, Chordata, Lepidosauria, Squamata, Anguidae. Gene Ontology annotation, cellular component: plasma membrane. Gene Ontology annotation, molecular function: G protein-coupled receptor activity; olfactory receptor activity. The transcript has a single exon. Gene Ontology annotation, biological process: G protein-coupled receptor signaling pathway; detection of chemical stimulus involved in sensory perception of smell. The record is from RefSeq and is a predicted model, not a curated record. The coding region runs from base 13 to 951 and encodes 312 amino acids.
UGUCAAGAAGAGAUGGCGAAUCAAACCACAGUGACCGAAUUUCUCCUCUUGGGUCUUUCCAGUGUCCCAAAGACGCGCUUUCUUCUCUUUUGGAUUUUUUUAGUGGUCUACAGCAUCACGUUAGCAGGCAACGUGAUCAUAUUGACACUUAUCUGGCUGGAUUCUCGACUCCACACCCCCAUGUACUUUUUCUUGAGCCACCUCUCUUUUGUGGACAUCUGGUACACAACCAGUACAGUUCCUCAGAUGCUGACCAACCUCUGGAGCCCAAAGAAGACCAUCUCAUUUGCUGGCUGUGGUGCUCAGAUCUAUCUCUAUCUAGCCCUAGGCCUAACUGAAUGUGUCCUCCUUGCAGUGAUGGCAUAUGAUCGGUCCGUAGCAAUAUGUCACCCCCUGCGCUACUCAAUUAUUAUGAGCCACAGAGUCUGUGUCAUGUUGGCGGCAGCAUCCUGGAUCUUUGGCUUCCUCCUUGCCAUGGUUCAUGCAGUCCAGACUCUACAAAUGCCUUAUUGUGGCCCCAAUGUAAUUAAUCACUUCUGUUGUGACAUCUUGGCGCUGCUGAAACUGGUCUGCGCUGACACCCACCUCAAUGAAAUCAUGGUGUUUGUGGUUGGUGUUCUUAUGCUUCUGUGCCCCUUCUUCUUCAUACUGACCACAUACAUCCGCAUCCUAGCAGCCAUUUUGAAGAUCCGUUCUGCCCAGGGCAGGCGCAAAGCUUUCUCCACAUGUGCCUCCCACGUGACUGUGGUGGCGCUAUUUUAUGGAAGUGCUAUGUUCAUGUACAUGAGACCUGGGUCAAGCCACUCACCAGACCAUGACAAAAUGGUCUCCUUGUUCUAUAGUGUUGUCACUCCCAUGUUCAACCCCAUGAUCUACAGUCUAAGGAAUAAGGAAGUAAAAGGCGCCUUGCUGAAAGUGCUACACAGAUGCAACCUCUCUCGCGGGACUUGA